Messenger RNA from Protopolystoma xenopodis, 1059 nucleotides. Lineage: Eukaryota; Metazoa; Platyhelminthes; Monogenea; Polystomatidea; Polystomatidae. The record is from the annotation of a GenBank genome assembly.
AUGUGUAAAAAGGUCAAAUCCAAGCUCUCAGAUCAAGAGCCCUGCAUCUUCCACAUCGGCGGCUGCCCAGCCUGGGUUGAACAGGAGGUCUACGCAAAUCUCGUGCUCCGGUUGGCCGCCAAGCGACCGCGCAAGCGUGUCGGCUCUCGUCUCGCCCCCAAUCGGCCUCGAUCGAGUGGCUUUUUCGCCUCUUCUCCCUCCGCGGUCUCGAGUCUGUCCGUCGGGGCCGGUAGCGCAGCAUCUUCUCUGUUGGGCAGCAUGGUCGCGGCAGCCUCAAGCUCCGGUACCGGCAGUAAAAAUGGCGUCUUUCAGGUGUGGUUGGGCGAAGAACGCCACCUCUGGGGCCGAUUGGCCACAUUCCGCGGCCAAUUGGUCUCCUUGGCCAUCUUCACAGAUGCCCUGACAGACGCCACACUUCAAGACAUCCAUCACCAGGGACCGGUAUCACGGACCGCCCUGUUGGACGCCGAGGCGCAGUUGAUGGUUGGAGUGCCCAGACCAGGGCCAAUCUCGAUCGGCUCUGCGACCGCGAGCCUCCAAUCCACGUCUUCCGACCUCCUCGUCUCCAUCGCCACCGCCACCACCAUCACCAACGCCAAUGCUAACGCCAAUGUCGACGCCAACGUCAAGGUUGAUACCGAGGCUCGUGACAACGGCGUCGAGAAUUGCAUCGAGGCCGCCUCGGGACCCGUGGAUCGUAUCAGUGCGGCUCGGGAGGCCACUCGUUUUUUGAUCUACUACGACGCGUCGGCGGUGGAUCGCAGCAUCGCGAGUCCGUCUGCUCACUGCCACGACCUCGUGGCCGGACUGCUCGGCUUGCCGGCCUUCGAGUCACGCAGUUCCGGCAGAAAUUCGUCUGCCCGCCUUGACAACCAGUCUUCGGGCGUCGGCUCUUCUCGGACACUCGGCUUUCGGGGGUCGGGCCGGACUCGCGCUAAGGCAUCUGAUGCUGCCAGAGCCCAAAAACGUCUGUUCGGAUACUGGCGCAACGUGCAACAACCCAUCGGCUUGCCUGCCCGCAUGAUCGGUGUGAAGCAGAUGACUGUCACCCGAUUCCCG